This is a messenger RNA of Amoebophrya sp. A120, 4215 nucleotides long. NCBI's taxonomy places the organism in Eukaryota, Dinophyceae, Syndiniales, Amoebophryaceae. The record is from the annotation of a GenBank genome assembly.
CUUGAGUGAACAACAGUAUAUAUAAAUUGAUUGUUCUUGUUCCUCUCCCAGCCUACUUAGUCCCAUUCGUUCUGUUUUUUGAAAUAAAUGAAGAUGACUCGAGCCAGGUAGUUCAAAAAGUAUGCCGGAGUCGUCGAACCAGGUCGAGGUUCUCCGGCAGCGGUACCGGGACAUUGAACAGCGCAUCAGCGAUUUGCUUGCCAGCAUGCGUAGUCGCCAAAACGCUGUAAAUCUGCGCCUCCGGAAACUUGAAGACGACGUAGAGGCAGCAACCAAGAGAGCAGAUGAUUUAUUGCGCAAGCAAAAGAACCGAGAAGUGGUGACCGAAACCGAGGUGGAGGAAGCAAAGUUAGAAUCGAAGCGUCUUAAGCAGGAAACGAAGUCCAUUCAAACGGAGUCUCGUGCUAUCGAAAAGCUGCUGGAAGUGGACGUUCCGGCUCUUCAAACUGAACUCCAGCAAGCAGCCCGAGCCUACGAUGAAGCGCGAGCCGCCGAAAUUCGAGCGAAAAUCAAGAGGGUGCAGGACAUUCUCAAGGACGCACUCGAAAGAACCUACGACAGCUGGCUUGAUGUGUUUCAGGACGUCCCCAACGGCAGCCGAGAGAAGAAAAAGUGGACAGAUGCUGCGCCCCUUCUUCGCGACCUCUACCAGUGCCUGCAUCGUACCCCGGCAAAUCAGCAACAAGCGUCUGACGUCCUCAGCAUUUUGAAGAAGCUUUCGAGCACGCACGACAUCUCUCCCGAGUCGAUCAGUGUUGACUUCGUUCACGAGAAGACCUGCAUUAGCUUGCGCGAGCACUACUCUUUCCUACAGUGCGAUGUGGGCAGGAUCUGCAGCGUCUGGCGCUUUGUCGUCGACAAAAAUUUGACCACUGUCAUGGCAGCGCUGCAGGACGAAAUGCCGGACAUCGACACCGGCGUCCCAGCGUGGGCGCAGUGUCUGGCCGCCGGUGAAAAGGACAUGGUGGCGCGCUUGAUGAAGCUUGGUGCCAACCUGCGCUGCGGAAGCCGCACGCUGCUCGAUUGGCAAAAACCUAAGGAAGAGGCUAGGUUUGAGCUUCAGCCACCGUGCAUGGCCUUGCGACAGGCGUUCGCCAGCCAGUUUCUCUUCUCCUUUCCAUCGCCCGCAGAGGACGCCAAAACCGUUGCGGAGAAGCAGAGGCGCUUCAUGGAAGCCAUGAUGUUUCUGCAGGACCAACACCGCAUCGAGAUCCCCAAGUACAAGCUACCCGGCACCGACACGACGUCAACGAAGCAGCCGACGCAGCUCAGCUGGCUUUUCGAUGGCAUGACAGGCUGGGCGUUUUCUACCAUCCUGGAGUUUCUGCCAGAACCCUACCCAUCUCAAUUGAUUCGCAACCUGCGAAAAAUCGUCGACGCGUAUCGUCUGAACAUCAACGAAGCAGGAGUGACGAAGGACGGCAAAACGAUAGGGGAACUGUUGCAUGAUUCUCCGGUGCAUCUCAUCGAAUUCUUCAAACUAGGCGUCAACGUACCGUCCGCCUCUUUCGGCAACGAGUCCACGCAAGCCAUCGUCGACGAUAGCCAAAAUAUCCAUCACGGACAGGUGAGCGAACGCCUCAGCCUCUUGAUCAAGGAAGCGCAGAAUUUUCUUCAGGAGCGAACUCGAGCUGCUAACAAGCUAGCAGCCACCGACGCUCCUCCUGCUCGAAAACUUGCAGCGAAAAGCGUCCCGAUGAAGAGCCACAGCAUGAAAUUCCUUGGGGAAAUGUUAAACGACGCCGCAAAACAAGCAGGACCAGCGGGCAGCAGCAAAACCACUGUCGUUUCAAAAGACGCGACUGGACCCGCGACAAAAUUUCGGGCGGUAGAACGCAAUAACGCCAAGCUAAAGGUCGUGGCCUCCUCCUCCAACGGUGGCACGGCCGAGUCAAUUCGAGUUGGGAGCGGUUCCUCUUCAUCAUCCUCUGCGAGACCUCGACCUACUUCUUCUGCUUCGGCCACAACAAAUAACGCGUCACUCCAGCCUGGGCGUGGUGGCGGUAGCAACAAAAGACCCGCUCAUACUGCAUCGUCGUCCUCCUCCUCAAGUUCGAAUCGCCUGCUCCUGCCUGCCGCCGAAGAUGAAACGGCAGGGCGGCUUACUCACGGAACAAUAGCAGAACAAGAAACAGACUCGCGCACACUCCUGCUCCGCGAGCUGUCGGUCACGGGAAAGAGUAUGAAGCAGCGUAUUGCAAGCCUCAGAAAAACGGACAAACGAUUUGAGAAGUUAACCGUGAAGCAGAUCACCGACGGUAUCCGCAGGCAACUCGAUCGCGUUUGGAAGUUCACCGAGAAGCAGGGCGAUUCGCCGCUGCAAAACGGAAAACUCGGUCUCCAGCUGGUGUUCGACUACGUAUCGGCCAAAUUUUCCCGCGACGACGCCGUAUCCACCGUUUUCGGUGCUCUUUUACAGGUACAUGAUGGACUUUUUGAUGUGGGCAACAUCGAUUUAUUCAACUUCAGUUACGUGAUGGAUGCCUGGUUUUGUUCUCUUCGUGGUGGAACGUUUCCACCUAACUAUGUGUAUGUCACCUCCGCUGUGAUAGCAUGAAAUUACAGAAAACCGAGAGAGUCGCCCUGCACAUGGACAUGAGUGACAUUCUGCAAAUAAUGUCUUCUUCGCAGGCCAAUAACGAGUAUGGAGCGGGACUCCAGACUUGCUCUCCGCUGCGGAUGGUGCUUUACGUUCUCGACGGCCGGGUGGAUCUAGGUGACAAAGCGCUUCCCGGGCGCACGAGCGUGCGCGCACUGUUCAAAAAGCUGAGCCAGUUGCACGCCCAAAAGCCUGCCACGCUGAUCGAAUACGGGCAGAAGUGUUUGCGGCAGCUGAAGCCGAAGCGUGACGAAGACCUGCGCACGGUUUUCGAUCUGGUGGUGAGUGGCGAGGCGCCGAUGUACGCGAAGAAUCGGCUCCGUGGCCUGUUCGCGGAGAAGGUGCUGAGCGGCAACGGAAAAGAGGUGAAAGACUGCCUCGCCCACGCUGCAGCUAACAACAAUCUGCUCGUUCUGCCUCUUGUAGGUCACAUGUCCCAAGCCAUGCGCAACCUGUUGCGCAACGUUUGGGAAAUUGCAGAGCUACUCACGAACGCAUUCCUCUCCGGGGAUCAUAUGCAGAACGCGUUCUCGCCCUUUCUGCUCGAAGAAGUGAAUGACGCGCCCCUCGUGUCCUCUCCCUCGCACAAGCGGAACGCGGGUCAGUCGCUGACGAAGGUCGCAGCUCGCGAUCGAAAAAGAGCUCUUGACAAAGAUAGCAGUAGCACCACCUCACACGCCAAGCGAAUAAAGGGCGCCAAGAUGUUGAGCAACAGCGACCCACAAUGCCCUGCACCUGCUGCGCCCCCGAGAAAAGACUCUGGCAGCGCGUCACACAUUUCGGAACAACAGCCAGCGAAUCCUCCUGAGCCGGUUGUUUAUCGUCAACAUCGCAGCGACCGGUGCGACAAGCCGCGUUUAGCUACGUUCAUGACGACUACGAUGCUCGAAGCGGUGGGUUGGAGCGGCAACGACAAGACUGCGAAACACAAACUGAAAAAGCUCUCGCUCAAGGACCUCCAAAAGAUCUACAGCGCCAUUCCCCAACGAGACGCGGACAGCUGCGACACCCGAUUGCGGGACCAGGGUUACGAAAACGUCGUGGAUUUUUCUUUACAUGCGAAAACAGACCUCAUUGAAUACCUGCUGCGCAUUUAUGUCCUUCAACCGUAGAAUUUAGAAAAAGAAAUUGAAUCGGAAAAUAAUACUUGACCUUCUAAGCUAUUUGCCUGAAUAUGUACCCCUCGUUAUCUUCAUUAAGUAUCGCUGAGUCAAUCUCAGUACGGUUGAAACUCUGUACAUUCGGUUCAUGUUUAUUUGCGAUUGUAUUCUAUCUUUAUCUAGUCUUAGACUUAGGACCGAGAUUUUCCUAGACUUACCAUUCCAGUGUUUUCUACCCACAGAAACUCCGUUCUCUGCUCUGGGUCCAGGUAGUAAACACGACGGGCGCAGGUAGGCCAGACUAUUAGUUUUCAUACGUAAUUGUCACCGAAAUUAACACAGCUAGGAAGACCCGGCACGUCAGAGAAGAGCAAAAUAAAUGGAGCCGAGGACGAGAAUUCUCUGAAUCGCCAAAGAUGAAUACUUUUACCGGUCGCGCAAUGAAUGCCGGUACCCAUGUUGACAAGCAAAAAAAUUGAAAUAUCAACGAAAACAAGACGGCUGCGAGUCUACGUC